UCAUUUUCGUGCAAGAUCUUUUUUUCCGAAGAGGCUUAACUGAAAGCUGAGAAACAUUAAAAAGACGCAAUCAUGAGUCUCUCUGCAAAGGACAAGGCCGCCGUGAAAGCCAUUUGGGGUAAGAUCUCAGGAAAGGCGGAUGAGAUCGGAGCAGAGGCCCUUGGCAGAAUGCUGGUUGUCUACCCUCAGACUAAGACCUACUUCUCCCACUGGGCUGAUGUGAGCCCUGGCUCUGCCCCAGUUAAGAAGCAUGGAAAGACCAUCAUGGGAGCUGUCGGUAAUGCAGUCGGCAUGAUGGAUGAUCUUAUCGGAGGUCUCGGUCCUCUCAGCGAGCUGCAUGCUUUCAAGCUCCGGGUGGAUCCCUCUAACUUCAAGAUCUUCGCUCACUGCCUCAUCGUUACCAUUGGCAUGCUGUUCCCAGCAGACUUCACCCCUGAUGUUCAGGUGUCUGUGGACAAGUUCCUCCAGAAUCUGAUCCUGGCUCUGGCUGAGAAGUACCGCUAAAUUGCAAUGAGUUGCGCACCAAUUAGUGCCCCGAGAUACUCUCUCUAAGCACAGAGUGUAAUAAAUAUUAAAUAAACAAAAACAGAAUCAUUGUGUCACUUUUCGUUUAUCCUUGAUGAAUGUAGGCUAUCAGAACACUUUUCAAUCAGUUAUCCAAAUUACGUCUCAAAAGGAGAUUCCAUUUUAAUGCAAUGCUGCACCACUGUGAAUGCAAACAAAAGUGAUCAGAUAAGUCUGUGUUUGAUCCACUCCGAGUAGUCAAACUGGCAUGUAAAUGUCUUGUUUGGAGUCUUGUUCUUUUCUACGUUUUUAAAUAAAUAACACAUAGCCUA
Molecule: messenger RNA, 836 nt
Organism: Clupea harengus (Atlantic herring)
Lineage: Eukaryota; Metazoa; Chordata; Actinopteri; Clupeiformes; Clupeidae
Product: hemoglobin subunit alpha-like
Biological process (GO): hydrogen peroxide catabolic process; oxygen transport
Cellular component (GO): hemoglobin complex; blood microparticle; haptoglobin-hemoglobin complex
Molecular function (GO): peroxidase activity; heme binding; iron ion binding
Source: RefSeq, a predicted model, not a curated record